AUGAACGUCAACAAGAAGCUGGGCCGCCUGAAGCAAUGGGCUGGCGAACGCAUGGGAGGCGAGAUCAAGACGAACGUCUCUGAUGACUUCAAGAUGCUGGAGAUGGAGAUGAAUCUCAGACAAGAAGGGAUGGACCGUCUUCACAAGGCCAUGGGCGCCUAUGUCAGAGCAAUCUCGAAGCGUAGCGAGGGCGAGGACAAGGAAAAGCUCUUCCCAAUUGGAAACUUGGGAGGCGUCAUGGUCGCCCAUGGCGAGGAUUUCGCCAGCAACUCCGAGUUCGGCCAGUGUCUUACCACCUUCGGGAGGACAAACGAGCGCAUCUCCAGGAUACAGGAACAGUACGUCAUGGCUGCAACCUCUAGCUGGCUAGAGUCGCUGGAACGGUCCCUCAACCAGCUCAAAGAGUACCAGGCUGCUCGCAAGAAACUGGAGAACCGCCGUCUAGCCUACGACACUUCGCAGGCGAAGAUGCAAAAGGCAAGACGUGAGGACUUUAGAGUGGAGGAGGAGCUCCGGUCGCAGAAGCUCAAGUACGAAGAAGCGAACGACGAAGUCCUCCGACGCAUGCAGGACAUCAAGGAAGCCGAGCCAGAGAACACGGCUGACAUGAGUGCCUUUUUGGACGCCCAAUUGAGCUAUCAUGAAAAGUGCAGGGAAGUCCUGCUGCAGCUAAAAGACGACUGGCCUGCCGGCCCAACGCAGCAGUUCAACUCCUACGGCCGCCGGGCAACCCUUACCCGCUCCAACACCUCCUUCAACGAGCGUGUGGCCGAAGAAGACAUCCACCGAACUACUUCUCACCCCACCUCUCACCACCGAGAGCCCUCCCGGUCCCGCGAGGUCUCUGCCUCUCGACCAGCCCUGGGUGGCCGAAAGCCAACGUUUGAGGGACCAACGCAGCUACGACGGGGGCCAUCUCCUUCUCCCGGCCCUGGUUCGCUGCGUAACUCCAUCCGCGCGGCAGGUGAUAGCACCAAUCCAGCCGUGAGCGGGAAUGCAGCAGGUAUCGCCAACGCCCGUUCCCAGCUCCGUGUCAUCAGCCAGGGGUAUAGCGGUGGGAAUGAUGGAUACUACGACUCGACGGACGACGCUGCUUCGCCGGUCAGAGGCAGUCCGGACCAGUAUCACAGCUCAACCAGCUCGUCUCCCUUGCGGACUGUGCCGGCAUCACAUUCCGUUCCUGGGUCAGGGACAGCAACGCCCAUGAAGAAACCGCCGCCGCCGCCUCCACCGUCCCGGUCGAAGAAGCCGCCUCCUCCACCUCCGCCGGCGAAGCGCGACCGAACCACACGGGAGAAGGAGAAACAACCAGCGCGCCCUCGCCCUUCCGCCCUCCGCCAUCGACCGUCCAUCAGCCAAGGGCCGCAACGCUCCCUGCACCACGCGACGGCCGCCCUUCCACGUCGCAUUUCCGCCCUCUGCCCUCCCAUCCGCGGUUUCGCCUCCCUCCACCCAUCGCCCAUAGCCCGUCGCCCAUCGCCCAUAGCCCAGGCGGCCAACCCCAUCUCCGUCCUGCACAUCGCGCAAACGCAAAGCAGCUACGCGACGAACCAUCUCACCACAACACCAUCGCCCUCCGCGCCGGCACACCCGCUCUGCCCUGUCGCGUCCCUACCUGCUGGCAUGAUCUCUGCCAUCGCCACUCGCUAG
Messenger RNA from Arthroderma uncinatum, 1650 nucleotides. RefSeq lists its product as uncharacterized. The transcript has 6 exons. The record is from RefSeq and is a predicted model, not a curated record. The coding region runs from base 1 to 1650 and encodes 549 amino acids. Gene Ontology annotation, cellular component: cytoplasm. Gene Ontology annotation, molecular function: protein binding. Lineage: Eukaryota; Fungi; Ascomycota; Eurotiomycetes; Onygenales; Arthrodermataceae.